This is a messenger RNA of Thyridium curvatum, 1482 nucleotides long. RefSeq lists its product as uncharacterized. Gene Ontology annotation, molecular function: CoA-ligase activity. The record is from RefSeq and is a predicted model, not a curated record. The coding region runs from base 1 to 1482 and encodes 493 amino acids. The transcript is spliced from 5 exons. NCBI's taxonomy places the organism in Eukaryota, Fungi, Ascomycota, Sordariomycetes, Thyridiales, Thyridiaceae.
AUGGCUACUCCUCCGUUCGGCUCCGCGUUUGGCCAAUCCCCUGUUGAAGUGCCCGAUUCCUGCAGUAUCGAGGACUUCAUUUUCGACGAGAAGUAUGGAAGGCACUGUAUUCAAAAGUCGUUAAGUCCCUUCACUUGCGGCAUUACUGGCAAGUCUCGGACGAUAUCUGAGGUCAGGCACUUCGUAUCGGACCUAGCCAAAGGUUUGGCAAAGAGGCUUGGAUGGGUUGUGCCGCCAGAGAACCAAUGGGAAAGGGUCGCAAGCAUGUUUUCUCAAAAUUCUAUCGAUACCCUGCCGGUUAUCUGGGCCGUUCAUCGGCUUUGCGGAGUCAUAAGUCCCAUCAACACUGCCUUGUCCGCGACAGAGUUGGCGGAGCAGCUACUCCGAUCAAAAUCGAAAGUUGUCUUCACCAGCAGAUCCUUUCUACAAACAGCCAUUAAGGCAUGCCGUGUGGCCAAGAUUCCCGACAGCAAUGUUAUGCUUAUUGCGCCCGCGGGGGCUGCGAAAACCGACAUGUCAAAUCAUUUUGAUAGUAUCGAGGACAUCCUGAAUGCUGGGAGAAACGCACAGAGUUUGACUUCAGAGAGUUUGAUGGAUCGUGGAAAUCAGAAUCACAUUGCUUUCUUAUGCUUCUCUAGUGGAACAACUGGCCUUCCGGUUCCGACGAUCAUGGUUAAUAUCCUAUCCAAUCUUGACCUGGUCGAGAAGUACGACUUAAUGAGCUCUACCGCAGAUAUAUACAUAGGAGCUGCACCUCUGGGUCCAGAGAUUCUCAAUAAAGUAGAGGAACUGUUUCCUAACUGGAAGAUACUCCAAGGUUAUGGUUUAACCGAGGCUGGUCCUGUUGUUAGUCUCACCCCGAAGAACGAUAUCUGGAUAGGCUCAUCGGGGAUACCAUUGGAUGGUGUCCAAUGCCGUUUGAUAUCUGAGGACGGGCAGGAUAUCGAUGACUGGAGUCGACCCGGAGAACUGCUACUCAAAUCGCCCGCUCUUGCUCUUGGCUACCUGGAAAAUGAGCAAGCUACACAGCAAACUUUCAUAGACGGCUGGCUGCACACUGGAGAUGUCGCAGUAAUCAAACAAAGUCGCAGGGGCAAUUAUCAUAUCUUCAUUGUGGACCGGCUGAAAGACUUGCUGAAGGUGAAGGGCAUACAAGUUUCCCCAACCGAACUUGAAGCGCAUAUCCUUUUACAUCCAGGCGUUGCAGAAGCGGUCGUCAUUGGUGUGGAGGACGCAAGAUACGGCGAGGUACCUAUGGCCUUUGUAGUGCCCACAGUAACAAAUACUCCCGGGAGCUUGCCCUCUCUUGCCUCUUCUAUCAAACUACACGUGGAGAAACACAAGGCCAACUAUAAAUGGCUUCGAGGAGGAGUUACAUUUCUUGAUACUCUACCAAAAACCUCCAGUGGAAAGGCGAAUCGACGAGCCUUGCGAGACGGUGAGAGAAACAGGUCGAAGAAUGCAUCUAGCUCUCACCUAUGA